AUGGUUGGAGUUCUAAAUAGCAUCUUUAUAAUUGUUUCACCUGUGGAAUCCAUGAUAGGCAUUGCAGGAAAUGUCUUCAUAGCCCUGGUGAAUUUAAUGGACUGGAUGAAGAGAAGAAAGGGUUGUUUUGUUGACCAAAUCCUCACUUUUUUGGCAAUCUCCAGAGUUGCUCUACUCUGCUCAGCACUGACACACAUGUUUUAUGCAACACAUCCAGGUUCUCUGAAGACUGCAAAUAUAUUAAGAAUGAUUAUUAUCAGCUUGAUUGUGACCAAUCAUUUUAACAUUUGGCUUGCUAUGUGCCUCAGCCUCUUUUAUUUUCUCAAGAUAGCCAAUUUUUCUAACUUUAUUUUUCUUUACCUAAAGAGGAGAGUUAAAAAAGUGGUUUUACUGAUAUUGCUGAUGUCACUGGUUCUCUUAUUGUUCAAUAUCAUUGUCAUAGACAUACAGAUUAAUUUCUGGAUUGAUCGAUUUAGAAGAAAUGUAUCUUACACUUCCAGUAUGAAGAACUUUAAAAAGGUUCCCACACUUCUUUUAUUCAUCAGCUCUAUAAGGGCAAAUAAUUUUUUUGAACAUGCUAUUGGAAUUGCUUUUCCCUCAGGAUACUCACUUGCUUUGAUUUCAGGAAACAGUAAGCUGACACAAGCCUUUCUUUCAGUGCUGUGGAGGCUGAGGUGCAGGCCCAAAGGUCAGGAUGCUUAG
Octodon degus (degu) is the source of this 702-nucleotide messenger RNA. RefSeq names its product taste receptor type 2 member 110-like. The record is from RefSeq and is a predicted model, not a curated record. Gene Ontology annotation, molecular function: G protein-coupled receptor activity; bitter taste receptor activity. Gene Ontology annotation, biological process: sensory perception of taste; detection of chemical stimulus involved in sensory perception of bitter taste; G protein-coupled receptor signaling pathway. Lineage: Eukaryota; Metazoa; Chordata; Mammalia; Rodentia; Octodontidae. Gene Ontology annotation, cellular component: membrane. The coding region runs from base 1 to 702 and encodes 233 amino acids. The transcript is spliced from 2 exons.